AUGCAGUCUCUCCGCCUCACCACCAAGAGAAUCAGCUCCUCCGCCACCAAAGCCCUCUUCAAACACGUCGAAGUGAAGCCGACAGAAGAAAGCUGCCGGAAAUGUCUCAACCUCAUGGAAGAUCGAGAACUCAGUCGUCAAGUCACCAGCAUCGCCUUCCACACCUCUCUCAGCCCUGGCUCUUCGUACGGAGAUGAAGACGAAUACGCGGGUUUGAUUCGAGGCCAAAAGGGCGGCCGUCGCCACAUCGACGUCUUCUACGAAGCUCUUUCCAACCUCAGCAAGUUCGAGAAACUCAAGCACAUCUCAAUCAACUUCGCCGAGCGCUGUAUCGCGGGUGGCGAUUGGAUCAAUGAGGCCCCCGAGGAUAUCACGGUUCGAUCGAGGGUGCUGAGGGCUUUGACGGAGGACACGGAGUACCCAGAGAAGCUGCACAGUCUGUCGAUUCGGAACUUGCAGGAUCUCCUGCCGGAUGUGAUUGCGGAGUCUGGAGGGUGGAAGAAAUUGUUAGGCAAGCUCGAUUCUUUGGGUCUUUGGAUCACGAACGAGGGCGAUGAGGCGGCGCCGGAGAGUAAUAUGGAGUAUAAGGAGUUGCACGAAUUCUACCGUACGGAGCUGAAGAGAAAGAUCCUCGUGCCGGUGAGGGAGCAGUUGAAAGAGCUGAAGUUGUACUCGAACGAGGUCUACUGGGGCCAUUAUCCUCACUUCGACCUCCAAGAUCCCGACAUGCACUUCCCCAAACUGGAGACCCUCGCCAUAGGCAAGCUGGCCUUCGUGCACGACUGGCAAGUCGACUGGAUCCUCUCACACGGGGCCACGCUCAAAGGUCUCAUCAUAGACGACUGCCCCAUCCUGAUCGCCGGCCGGGAAUUCCAGAAAAUGGACAAUGCCUACUCCCGCCGCGCGAACAGCAUCUCCACCGACGACGACCAAGUCUGCUGGACCAACCCCGUCCGCUGGCACACCCUGUUCCGGCGGUUCAAAUACGGCCUACCUCACCUCCGCCACUUCGCCAUCCGCACGACGGCCUCCCACUGGGUCGAGCGACCCGACAGCCAAGACGUUGACUCCUUCCGCGAUACCUUCGCCCUCGAGAACAAUUUGCAAGUCAGCCGCUACUGCCUCUUCGACGCGGGCAUUGGGCCCAGUCAAGUCGUCGACAUUAGCUAUCCGCAGAAGUACGAGAAGGACUGGGAUACGUACCCGGGGGCGGAGAGAAUGGCGGCUUUCGAUCAUGGUUGGGAGGACGAGAUGGACGAAAUGGCGGAGGAGCAGAAGAAGGAGUUUGUCGACGGGGCAAAGUUUCCAGAUUGCUGGAGCGAGGACUGGGAGGCUUUGGGGGAGUUGAUGGCGGUUGUCGAGGGGAGGAAGUAG
This is a messenger RNA of Zasmidium cellare ATCC 36951, 1374 nucleotides long. RefSeq lists its product as uncharacterized. NCBI's taxonomy places the organism in Eukaryota, Fungi, Ascomycota, Dothideomycetes, Mycosphaerellales, Mycosphaerellaceae. The record is from RefSeq and is a predicted model, not a curated record. Bases 1 to 1374 code for a protein of 457 amino acids. The transcript has a single exon.